Molecule: messenger RNA, 1254 nt
Organism: Nannizzia gypsea CBS 118893
Lineage: Eukaryota; Fungi; Ascomycota; Eurotiomycetes; Onygenales; Arthrodermataceae
Exons: 1
Coding region: 1-1254 (417 amino acids)
Source: RefSeq, a predicted model, not a curated record
AUGGACUCCUCAACAGAGCGUGUCGCACGACACAGAAAGCUCAUAAAAGAUGCACGGAAGGCCCACCAACGCGCUCGACAGGAAUCGAGUGAAGAGCUAUAUGAUACACCCCAGUUCUGGAGAACAACACAGGCUGUACUAGAUUCAGAGGAUGUUGUCAAAGAUUUGAUGUGGCAGCGCCGAAGCGAGACACUGCCCACAAAUGAUGAUGCCUUCGAAGCGGCCAAGAAAGAAUACCUCAGACAGAGAGCCGCCAGAGAAGAACGGAGACAGUCAGCAAUGAGAAGAGAAGAACGUUACAAGCAGCGGGAGAAGGUGUUGACCUUCCCCAAGACGAAUAACAGAGCAACAUUGAGAGCCAUUUACGUUGAUCUGUUUCUCGGUAUAAGGGGAAAGACCUUCAGAGACAAACAGAGCGAAUUCAUCAAAUCCAUCCAGGCAGCGUACGGAUCAAGAAAAGAAGGGAAAGUGACCACUUACUGCAAUAUCUUGACCGGCGAGUGGCACUUGCGAAAGUACUUCAUUGCAGCGCACAUUUUUCCGUUGUCCUUUGGACAGCAAGCUAUGGAUCAUAUAUUCGGAAAAGAUGCUCAUGGCGAAAUUAAUACUGCUCGCAACGGUCUGUUUCUUCCCGUCGAGUUCGAAGAGGCAUUCGACGCAUAUCAAGUUGUGAUUGUCCCUCAUGGAUCGCCCACGAGCCAGCCACGAGAGUGGCAGGUUAUUCUUCUCGACCACUCUGGCUUGAAAAAUGUUCGUGUUUCGGGUAUGACGUUUGGGGAGCUCCACCAGAAGAAAUUGAUCUUUGCCACUGACGCCAGACCCCGAGCUCGUUACCUUUAUUUCCACUUCAUUCUAGCUAUGAUAUCUCACUAUCGUUCCGGGAAGUCGACCGGCGUUAUCAAAGACGAACUCCCGGACUCCAUGAUACCAUCUCUGACUAGAGCUUGGGGUAGCGAGGGGAGCUACCUUGCUGACAAUGUAAUCCAUGGAUUUAUUGAGAAAGUCGGUCACGAGCUUCCUGCAGAACUCGAGGAAAACAUGCGCCGCCAAGGCUUUCGGGGGUCAUUCGACUCUGAGGCGGAAGUCGAGGAGAUCUGCGAGGCUGCCAAAGGAAUCGACCUGAGAAGCGAUGAGGAAGACAGCGACAGCGACAGCGACGACGACGACUUCUUCAUUGCUGACGAUAGAGAGGAUGAAGAGGAUGAAGAAGAUAUGGAUGAUCUGGACGAAGAGCGAAGAGAGGUCUGGGUUUGA